CGCAGGACAUGUCGGAUGAGACGGAGAGCAAGAAAGGCUUCUGGAGGAAGCCCAGCAGCACAUUAUGGGCCGCUACAGCCGUGGUGACCACAUAUGGGGUCUGGUGUGUUUUGUUGUCCAUCCUGACGGCGACAGGACUCCUUCUGGGCAGCCAGAACAUCGAGUGCGGAGACUUUCUCGAGUUUGCACAAAGGCCGACAAAUGAGGCCAGACUCGUCUACAUCUGGGCGGGUGUCGGCGUUCCCGCCUGUCUCUUCAUACUGUUGGAGUUUUGGAGAAGACAUGGUCACUAUUUCAUACCGAGUCUUGGAGUGAGCACCGUCCUGGUCGUUCUCAUGGCUUGCACUUUGAACGAUCUCCACCAGAAAAACUACGAGUUCAAAUGCUGUGGAUUCGCCAGCUAUAGGGACUGGAGAGGUUCGAUUCCAGCCUCCUGUUCGUGUGCUGGGGAGCAUAACGGAUGUCUUGACCUUGGGAACAGCUUUAUUCACGACCAGCCCUGUCUUCCUGCAGUGUUAGCUCUUGUAGACAAACGCAGCUUCGCCUUUAACAUCAUCACGUACAUCUGGUUGAGCAUCUCUGCUAUUCCUGCGGUCGUCAUCCCCGUGUCCGUCAUUGGCUUAGUCUUCGUUUGUUUCUAUUGUUGUUAUCAAGAGUGUGAAUGUUCGUGUGAUUGCUUGAGAGAGAAAAGAGUUCCGGUGGUCUUCAUCGGAAAGAACAACAACAACAACCAAACAGACGAAGAAGAAGAAGACAGAAAAGAAGAAGGCAGUCCGGAUGGCGGUGUGGUCUUGGACAUGGCAGACGGGUGGAAUGAGGAAGGAGAAGAGGCGGUGCAGGUCAACGGGGUGACGCUGAUCCCCGUGUCUCUCCUGGCGAGGCUGCAGGCGGAGCUGGACCCCCCGCCGGUCCAACACUGGGUGACCAGCCAGCCUUGCCUCUGCAUCGAUCCGCCACUUCCCAAAAAGAAAGCAUUCCACACGGUCCUGAUAGAGGAAGGGUCGCCGCUUUUACCCAGCGGCGCUGUAGUGGUUGAUCUAAACAAACCCAUGCAAUUUUGUCGUUGGGACAGCAGACAUCAUGGAUUCGACUGCAGACAAAUUGUUUGGCCAAAGGCCAAAAUCACAGAGCCAAUAUCUCCCGUCCACUUACUGAGAAAGUCGCCCUCGCCUGAUCAGACUGAGGCUGAGAGCACUGUCCAGUUUGCUUAA
Salarias fasciatus (jewelled blenny) is the source of this 1211-nucleotide messenger RNA. RefSeq lists its product as uncharacterized. The transcript is spliced from 9 exons. Lineage: Eukaryota; Metazoa; Chordata; Actinopteri; Blenniiformes; Blenniidae. Gene Ontology annotation, cellular component: membrane. The record is from RefSeq and is a predicted model, not a curated record. The coding region runs from base 9 to 1211 and encodes 400 amino acids.